This is a messenger RNA of Raphanus sativus (radish), 4183 nucleotides long. RefSeq names its product probable disease resistance protein At5g47260. Gene Ontology annotation, molecular function: ATP binding; protein binding; ATP hydrolysis activity. The transcript is spliced from 9 exons. The record is from RefSeq and is a predicted model, not a curated record. Gene Ontology annotation, biological process: protein phosphorylation. NCBI's taxonomy places the organism in Eukaryota, Viridiplantae, Streptophyta, Magnoliopsida, Brassicales, Brassicaceae. Bases 360 to 4082 code for a protein of 1240 amino acids.
GAGACGUUUUCAAAUUUUGACUCAUGGAUUGUUAAUUUGUUAUAUUCGAUAAUGCUACUUCUUCUUCUUUUGUGGACUGAUAAAAAAGCCAACUGUUACGAGCCAAACCUGUCAAGAUCCUGCACAAAAAUUUUCUUCCUCUCAAACCUUGAGAACAGUUAGCAACGCACUAUUGGGGCGGAUUUUUUUUAAAGAGUGAAGUUAAAAAUCUCUCUCCUACAGGAGAUCUGCAAUUGGUGGCUGAUCUACAAAGCUAUAGUCUCUUGCUUUCAAGCCAAAUAUGGAUCAAGGCUCGAGCCAAAGAAAAACAGAACGAGGAGUAUUCACAGAAACUGGAGAAAAAUCUGGAGGAUUUGGAGAUGGAAGUGGAAACUCUCAAUUCAAUGAUAAAUGAGUUGUUGAGAAGGGUGUCAAAAGAAAAGGACAGAGGUGUACAAACGGUACCCGAAGUGGAAGAAUGGAUUUCAAGGGCGGAAGAGACCGAAUCGAAGGCCAGUGGUCUCCUCGAUGAAAGUAUUUCAGGAUGUCACGAUUUAUCUACCUAUGAUGAUUGUUCGAGGAUAUCUGAAUCGACCCGUCGUUAUAGCGAGAUGGUGUCUACGACGUUGAACGAAGCUAAAGAUGUGAGAUCCAAGGGAGUAUUUAAAGUAAUAGUUGAGAGAACAACUCCCUUGUCUUACGUCAAAAACAUGCUCCCGCUUCACCCAAUUGUUUCUCGAAAAAUGUUGCUCGAAAAGGCGUGGGAAUGCCUUAUGGGGAAUGGAUGUGGGAGUUUGGGUUUUUAUGGUGUAGCUGGAGUCGGGAAAACCACCCUUCUUACUCAGCUUAAAAAUAAGUUGACAGAAGAUGGAGAUGCAUCUAGUCUUGUGAUCUUUGUUCCUGUGGGGCCUGAAGAAGAGGUCGAGGAGGGUAUUCAACAUGAAAUCUGGAAAAGAUUAGGCUUGUCCAUGGGACAAAUUGAUAAAGAGGAGAAAGCAUCAGAAAUAUUUGAGAUCUUAAGUGUGAAGAGAUUUGUGUUGUUGUUGGAUGGCAUACAUAGGAAAGUGGAUCUUAAAGAAAUUGGAGUUCCAUUUCCGAGCAGCAAUAACGGAUGCAAAAUUGUGUUCACCACUCGUUCUCGGGAAACAUGUAGAGGCAUGAGGACUGAUACCGAAGUCGAAGUUGAAUGUUUGAGUCCAGAAGAAGCAUGGGAUUUUUUUCAGGUGAUUGUUGGAGAAGCUACGUUGAAAAGUCAUCCGGACAUACCCCAGCUGGCAAGAAUAGUUUGUGGGAAAUGCGGUGGUUUGCCUGUUGCUCUCUGUCUCAUCGGCGAGACCAUGUCACGCAAAACGACUGUACGAGAAUGGCAUCAUGCAAUUAGUGUUUUGGUUUCAUCUACCACAGAAGAUGAGCUUCUUCCCAAUUUGAAGUUUACGUACGAUAACCUGCAUGGUGAGAGUAUCAGGUCGUGCUUCUUGUAUUGUGCUAUGUUUCCGAGAAGUUGUGAUAUAAGUAAAAAGGAGCUGGUAGACUGUUGGAUAGCCGAGGGAAUGAUUGAAGAAGAAGAAGACAGAGAGAUAGCUGAGAUCAAGGGGUAUGAAAUGAUUGCUGAUUUGGUUAUGAUGAGAUUGUUGAUUGAUGAUGAAUCUGGAUAUGGUGUAACAAUGAAUGGCAUUGUUCGUGAAAUGGCCUUGUGGAUAGCCUCUGAGUGCGGGAGGCAGAAAGAAAAAUUUGUGGUCGUAGGAGGUAUGGGAAUUCAUCAGAUGCCAGAGGUGAAUGAUUUGAGUAAAGUUAGAAGGAUGUCAGUAACAUCUACUCAGGUUAAUACCAUAUCUAACUCUCCUAACUGUCUUCAUCUUACGACCUUCUUCCUCCAAGAAAACAGCUUAACAUGGAUCUCGCAUGAUUUCUUUCGGUGGAUGACCAGCCUUGUGGUUUUGAACCUAUCGCGCAACAGAGAACUUGAUGAGUUGCCGGAACAAGUUUCAAGUCUGGUGUCGCUGAGGCUUCUCAACUUAUCAAGGACAAAGAUAAGUCGGUUACCGCUCGGUCUGAAAAGGCUUAAAAGGUUGAUACACUUGGAUUUGGAGUACACAUCUCUUCUCCGAGAGGUUGAAGUGAUUGGUUAUUUACUGAAUCUACAAGUGCUACGUUUAUUACGGUCUGUUCCUAUGGAUCUCAGCUUAAUGGAGGAUAUACAGCUUCUGAAGAGUCUGAAAGAGUUGAGUCUAACCGUGAGAGGAGUUGAUGUUUUGAAGCGGUUACAAACUAUCGACCAGUUAGCAAGUUGUAUCCGACAUUUACAUCUCACAGGGAUUACAAUAAAAGAUGGAGGAACACUACUGCUGAACUCUAUGUUGAGCCUUCGCGAACUUGAUAUUCGGAUGUGUGAUACCCCGGAGACCAUACAUUUUGGCAACAUUCAGAAGAUUCCAAAUUUACUGAACAUACGCAGAGUGGCUCUUUCUUGGUGCACAGGUCUCAGGGACUUGACAUGGUUGCUAUUAGCCCCGAAUCUUAGCGAACUAAGGGUACAUGAAUGUCAGCAAAUAGAACAUAUAAUAAACAAAGAGAAAGCCACGGGUGGUAUGAGCGAGCAGCCCUUCCGAAAUCUAACUAGGCUAGGCCUAGAUAGUUUACCUCGACUGGAGAGCAUCUACUGGACUCCUCUACCCUUCCCAGUUCUGAAAUAUCUUUACAUAAGAGGUUGUCCAAAGCUGAGAAGACUUCCAUUUAGCACUAAAGGGCAUCAAGUGCGAUCGGAUAUUUACCAAGAAUGGAUCAAAGGAGUUGAAUGGGAGGAUCAAGCUACGAAGCAACAUCUCUCCAAUUAUGAUGACAGGGAUUUUCCGAAGAUUCCCGAAGAGCAGAAGAUGGAUGGUUUGGCAUCUGAGUCACAUCCAAUCGAAGAGAUAGUCCUGGUAGAGACUUUAGGAAGCGGAAAAGGUACCACUACAAACAGCAUCACCGAAGAGGUUCAGUCGGGAACACACGCUACUGUAGAACACACCCAAACAUACAGAUAUUUAACGCCAGAUUGCAUGAUCAGCAAUAGGAUUGACAAUCGUGGUGUUGGACGAAAGGCAGUGCAGCCGAGCGGGGUGAUAGUGACGCCAAGUCUAAAGAAGUUUUCAUUAGUGGAUCUUAAGACGGCGACAAAAAAUUUCCGGCCGGAAUCAAUGAUCGAAGAAGGUGGAUUUGGACAAGUAUUCAAAGGAUGGUUGGAAGAGAAGACGUUAGCUCCGUCCAGGGCCGGCGUUGGAAUACCAGUAGCCGUUAAGAAAUCAAGCCCUGAUAGUACUCAAGGUUUGCAUGAAUGGCAGUGUGAAGUGAGAUUUUUAGGGAAAUUUCAUCACCCAAAUCUGGUCAAGCUCUUGGGUUAUUGCUGGGAAGAAAAUCAGUUCCUCUUGGUGUACGAGUAUUUGCCUAAAGGAAGCCUUGAAAAUCACCUCUUCUCAAAAGGAGAGGCGUUAACAUGGGAUACACGUUUGAAAAUUGCCAUUGAAGCAGCUCAAGGACUUACUUUUUUACAUAACUCCGAAAAUAGUGUUAUUUACAGAGACUUCAAGGCGUCAAACAUUCUUCUUGAUUCCAACUUCCACGCCAAGCUUUCUAACUUCGGUCUAGCGACAAAUGCUCCGAUUAAUGGAUCCUCCUACGUGACCACACGUGUCAUGGGCACACAUGGUUACGCAGCUCCCGAAUACAUGGCUACAGGUCAUUUAUACGUGCGGAGUGAUGUUUACGGAUUUGGAGUGGUCCUCCUAGAGCUAUUAACUGGUCUAAGAGUAUUAGACCGAACCCGACCUUCUGCGCAACAGAACCUUGUCGAAUGGGCUAAACCGGUUCUGACCCAGAAAAAGAAAAUCCAGAAAAUGAUGGACCCACGGCUCGAGCACAAGUAUCCAAUUAUGGCGGUGACUAGAACCGCUGCACUAAUUCUACGGUGUCUCGAGGCUGACCCCAAGAACAGACCGCCCAUGGACGAUGUACUUAGAGAACUGGAAAUCGUGAGGACUAUCAGAGACGAACUAAAAGAAGAGAGGCGUAAACGUAGCGUUGGUGGGAACUUGAUAAACCUUUUCCAAAGCUGUCGGUUUUAGAACUUGAUAAACCUUUUUCAAAGAAAAUUGCUUUAGAUGACAAACAAGUGAUAUUUUCCUUGUGGAUGUUGAGUAUAAAUAGAUUCCAAGUGUUUAAGGUA